AUGCCGACGAUCGCACCCGUUGAGAGGUUGGCUCCAGAGGCAGUUGACGAUGGUGCAGAGGGGGGUGAUGCAGGUGUUGGGGAUGUGGUGGGAGGGGGCAGGGAUGGAGAGGAGGUGGGCGCAGAGGUGGAAGGAGGCGCAGAGAACGAGGAAGGGGCGGGCACGAUUGGAGGAGGCGAGGAAGGCGGUGCUACAAUCGGGGGAGAUGAGGAAGGUGGGGGUAGAAUUGGGGGAGGCAAGGAAGGCGGGGGUAGAGUUGGGGGAGAUGAGGGAGGGGCAGGUAGGAUAGGGGAGGACGAUGAAGGGGGAGCAGAGGGCGGAGGCGCUGAGGGUGGUGCCGCGGAAGGAGGCGCUACCAGUGAAGGCGGUGCUGGGGGGUGCAGCAGCCAAUGGGGGGCAGAGAAGGUUACAGGACGGAGGGGGCAGCACAGACAGAGUCACAGAGGGAAGGAGCCGCAGAGCAUGCAAGGGCUGGAAGGGUCGAGUGUAUUGAGCACGCACGAGCUGGUGUCUGCUGGGCACACAAGCGAGUUACCCUCCGUGGUGCUGCAUGGGAGUGAGUGGAAGAAGCAUAUGAUGGCGAGUUUUGGCAUGCGGUAA
Molecule: messenger RNA, 600 nt
Organism: Closterium sp. NIES-65
Lineage: Eukaryota; Viridiplantae; Streptophyta; Zygnematophyceae; Desmidiales; Closteriaceae
Source: the annotation of a GenBank genome assembly